Messenger RNA from Psilocybe cubensis, 990 nucleotides. RefSeq lists its product as uncharacterized. Gene Ontology annotation, cellular component: DSIF complex. NCBI's taxonomy places the organism in Eukaryota, Fungi, Basidiomycota, Agaricomycetes, Agaricales, Agrocybaceae. Bases 1 to 990 code for a protein of 329 amino acids. The record is from RefSeq and is a predicted model, not a curated record. The transcript has 4 exons. Gene Ontology annotation, biological process: regulation of transcription by RNA polymerase II; regulation of DNA-templated transcription elongation; transcription elongation by RNA polymerase II. Gene Ontology annotation, molecular function: mRNA binding.
AUGUCUAGUUAUAAACGCAGACGACUUGACAGCCUAGGCAACCACACAGACAUUAAUCCCUUCAUAGACAUUGAAGCAGCGGUUUCCGAUGAUGAUGAAAGUUCGGAAGAGCUUGAUUAUGAAGGGGGCCAACUACUGAAUGAUAACGAUGAAUACUCUGAGGAUGAGGAACGUGUUGCACACUCUCGGCUAUAUCAUGCCAUGCAAAAUACAGAUAACGCUGAUGAAUGGAGCGAUUUGUUGCCCAUGCUUCUGCCUUCACGCAUGAAAAUUUGUCCUGACAAUGAUAUAGAGCCAUCUAGUUCACGAGAACUUAUACAGAAAUAUGGCAAUCCCCAACCAGGAGGACUUGGUGAUAAUAAUUAUAUGCCUUCCGCGACUGAUAUCAUGUAUGAAAUAGGUUGCAAGGUUGGACGCGAAGAGGCCGUCGCUUUCAAAAUUAUGCAGAUGUCAACGAACCCUACAUUUCCCAUCAUCCUUGCCCGGUCUGUCUUCGCUCAAUCCUCAAUUCCUGGGAGAAUCUACGUCGAGGCGCCAUCAAUGCAACAUGCGCAUACGUUAGCCUGCCUCGUUAGAGAGCUUAAUCCGACACAUUUAGUUAGGCUAUCCUCGGAGAGAUGUAUGGAGAUCCUAUCUCAUCCCCCACCCUCACGCCCUGAAGACCAAUUGUGGGUCAAGGUUGCUGGAAAGCGUAAGGCUUGGACGACCUACGCAAAUGCUACCGGCCUUGUGUUCACAUUCCAGGGUCGGAAAAGUGUUGUUCUUAUCCCCAGACCUCCGGACAACAUCAAGAAAUCGCACCUCGACAGGAUAUUCCAGGAUGGAUUUAUUAUCACGGAUUUCGACGCCAUCGAUCUCAAAUAUCUUUCCAAUGUCCUCCCAACAUCGUCCGAGUUGGAGCAAUUUCGCGAGUGUCCAUUUGUAACGACGGAGACCUUAGCGCAAGCCUCGAAAGCCAUCUCCAUGACUCGACUGAAACAAUAUGAUUGA